Molecule: messenger RNA, 1632 nt
Organism: Pygocentrus nattereri (red-bellied piranha)
Lineage: Eukaryota; Metazoa; Chordata; Actinopteri; Characiformes; Serrasalmidae
Gene: c14h16orf89
Product: chromosome 14 C16orf89 homolog
Exons: 8
Coding region: 152-1192 (346 amino acids)
Cellular component (GO): membrane; cytosol
Source: RefSeq, a predicted model, not a curated record
AUCUGUCAACCACGUGAUGGUUUUCCUACUACGCGCUGCUCCUCUGCACUUCAGCUCGGCUCCACUGAUGAGUGAUCAAUAAAAAAGUGCCUCAGGAUCGAGAUUCAUCCGUUUACCCUCAUUUACUCCCUCUUUUAAACUUUGUUAAACGAUGCCUCGUCCUUUCCUGCUGCUCCUCGCUCUCUCCUCCGCGCUCCACUGCUCGCGUCAAGAGCUGAUUGAUGACCUGCUGGACAGCUUGUCCAAAGCAGUGGCCUUUUUCGAAAAGCAGAGCGGGCACAUUAACCUGGACGGCGUGGUUGGUUAUGUCGUUCUGCAGACUCAGUUACAGGAAGCCACGAGAGCUUGGCCUCACUCAGACUUCGUCAGCCUCUCUCAGCGCUCCACGGCUGUGUCUCUGGUCAAAAAGCUGGACAGAAGCUUGUCCCACGCUGUCAGGUCACUGCAGGAGACGGACCCGAAAUAUUACAAAGAGUUCGAGCCCAUCCUGGACACGGCUUUUUGGGUUUUGCCUCGCGAAUGGAGCUCCACUGACCCCUCCCUCGUGUACUCAUCGCUCAGAACUACAGAGUGUUAUGAUGAGCAGGUGGGGGACAAGUGCAUGACGCUGCUGCUGGGAACGUGGAAAGACAACGGGACGCCGUGCAUCGUGACGAAGUCCUGCAGAGACACAAUGACGCGUUUCGGAUGUCCAUAUUACUCGCUGUCUCACCAGCUGCUGUACUUCAUGAUUGGGACCAUGAAAGGAUGCUCCAGGAUGCUGAAAGGUGAUAUGCGGCUGUCUCGCGUCAACAUUACUGUGGAACACUAUCAGAGGAUAUUCUGCUCCAACAUGAUGAAGAGCAACCAGGAGAUUAUCAGCAAAGGCUUCACCAGCCAGAUGCAGGAUAUUUUCAUCGAAAACAUCCUUCUAUGUGGCUUGGCUGGCUUCUCGGACUUUUACAAAGGAGACUGGUUACAGCACAUUCUGGAAUGGCAAGACAAAGAACUGGGCUGUUUUGGAAAAGAGGAGGAUUACUUGCAAAUGUUUGAGGAAUUCUUGGAUACACCCCACAAGCGAGUGAAGAGAAGAGAAAAGACUCUAAAAGACGGAUGUUCGAGUCACAUGACGGGCGUAGCAGUGAGUGCACUGGGCGGAUACCUCAACUUCUACCUGGCUGAGCAAGACAUCACCAAGAGGCCACUGAUCUAAGACUCUGGACACUGUGGCUGUGGACCUGUGCAUAAAAUAAUAACAAAUGGUUACAUUCACUAACACGCAUGCCUUUUUAUUCUAUAGAAAAAUAAACAAUCUGUACAUUUUUUCAAUAGCAGUAUAGUAUCGAAGAGCGAUGCUCUGGUAAUAAAACAACACGCCAUAUGAAGAUAAUCAUGAGUAGACGUGUUUCAUAGCCGUAACCUAAAAACAGAUGUUUGAAUUGUAGUUCACAUGCAGUUGGUACUCAGUAAAAGUAGUUUUAAUGCUCAGAGUUUGGAACCCCUGUGGGUGCAUUUUGACCCAAAGAGCUUUCUCAAUAAUGCAUGUUUGACUGCAUUCCAGGAACAGCAUGUACUCUCAAGCUGCAUGGGAAGCGAGACUGAAGCCACAAAAACUAUGUAUUGCAAAAGAAAUUACACUCUAACAAGCAUUAA